AUGCUUAAAGAUAUUGAUAUUGAACUUGAAACAGGGGUGACCGCUUCCAUCAAGCAGGGCAAUGGCUACCAACCAUCUUUAGGCUCCGAGGAUGGCAGAUUUUGUCCUAUUGCCGUCCAGCAUGUUGACGGACGGGCAGUCCUGAUCAACGCCACCAUCAAAGAAGAAGAUGGAGAUCUCGCCCUCAGCUCAGCAAAGAGGCAAAUCUGUCGGGCUGUCAGCAAACGCUGGCACCAAAGACUAGUCGGAAGGCUUCUAAUGGGUCUCGUCGUCGGCACUGCCAGAGUCAAACAGGUCAUACAUUGCGGACCGCGACCGCGUUCCCGCGGGAAGCAAGGACCACCAAUCUCGCCAUCUCGAGUCUAUCUCGAAGACUUCACCCUCGACCUCCUACUCACGGAAUCACUCCACAACCCUCACUUGCUCUUACGCUCGGCAUCUUACCCCCUGAACGCCGACUAUUUCGGCUCUGCAACAGCUGACAACGACAAGGCUCUCGGUCACCAACCGGCACAGUUCAGCAACGAUGUCGACGACAAAUCCACUAGCACCUGUAUUGAGCAUGAGGGCCAGGAGGUCAUCGUCGUCAGACGGGUCAUCGACAGAGCCAAGGUCGCCUGGCUGCUUAUUCUGCUCCUCUUCUUCUCGCCUGCCUUGGGGAUCGGGGUCGGCAUCUGCUCUCAUAAUGCCGACGUCGGUAUUGCUGUUAGCGCGGGUAUCGUUGCCCUUGCGUCGUUUGUGCAGGGACUUGUUACUUGGAUACAGGGAUGA
Letharia lupina is the source of this 771-nucleotide messenger RNA. RefSeq lists its product as uncharacterized. The record is from RefSeq and is a predicted model, not a curated record. Lineage: Eukaryota; Fungi; Ascomycota; Lecanoromycetes; Lecanorales; Parmeliaceae. The transcript has 2 exons. Bases 1 to 771 code for a protein of 256 amino acids.